CCCACAAACCAGAAUGCGGAGCAAUUUCGGCGGCGGCGCGGUGGGGAGCGCUUAAAGGGACGAGCGCGGCAGGACGGCCCGGCUCGUCCGAAAACCUCCGGACCGCCGCGCAGGUUGUGCGCACGACAGCCGGAUGGACUUGCGCCUACGGAGACCGGCCUUCUGGGCCCGGCUUCACCUGCGGAGCGGCCUCCAGGGCUGGGACCUGCCCCGGGAACUGGCCCUAGACGCCACCUGUGACCAGCUGUCCCCAGUUGCUGACCAGACCCUCCCGUCGGCGCGGCUCCACCAGGCGGCUGGCGGCCCGGCCGAGGCCCCUUGCCUUUCCAUCUCGGGGGCUCGUGAGACCGCCGGGCAGCCGCACCUGUGGAUGUGGGUGGACCCCAACCUAGUCUGCCCCAUCCCCGGACACGCCGCGGGGCUGCCCUCCCUGCCUCCGCCGCCUCCUCGAGCUGCUCCAGAGGUUCCGACCUGCAGCGCAGCCCGCUUCGGAGACGGCCGCCCGGGGGAAGAGGAUCCCGGGAGUGCCACUGAAGCCAACCCCACCCUGCUUCCAAAUGAGGACCCCCAGAGCCCCCCCCACGCAUGCCAGAGUGCAAAGGGGACCCGAUCCCGCAGGAGGAAGCUGCGGGCCCAGGGGGGCUGGCCUCGCCCCCCUCUCAAUUAUUGUAUCUUGAUUAGCCUUGCCCUGAGCAGCAGCGUGGACAGCAGCCUGACUGUGCAGGAGAUCUACAAGUUCACAAGGCACCACUUCCCCUUCUUCCGCACGGCUCCGGAGGGCUGGAAAAACACUGUCCGGCACAACCUCUGCUUCAGCAGCAGCUUUGAGAAGACCACAGACUUCGUUUGCCUUGAAGGGAACCGCAAGUCCCGCCUGUGGAAGUUAACCACAGAGGGCCGGCGGAAGUUUCAGGAGGAGGCGCAGGCACUGCCAGAGGAUUUGAAGGGCUUGGUGCACCAGAGCAUGGACAAGCCAGAAUUAAUGCGGUCUCUCUUUGGCCUCUGAUCCUCGGUGUGGAAGUCUGGCAGAGCUGCCAAGGAGGAUUUGACUUGCCAAGGAGAGGAGGCUGCAUUUUCCAGGCCACUCGGGAUGCUCCGGGCAUUGCCUGCUUGACCCUCGGCUGGGAAGGCACUGAGCGAGGGAGCUUCAUCCUGACCGGGAGCCUGCCUCUCGAUUGGCCCCCGAAAGAAGCGGAGGAGACCCCCACCCGGGUUUAUGUUGAAAUUUAUGUUUGAAGCCUUUCCCCUCCAUUCUGGGCCGGGGGGGGGGAUCUGGGGGUCCCAAUAAAGGCCUGCCGAGAGCAACGCGGUGUGGUUGUCUCUGGAGUUGAUUUCUAUGCGCCCCUCCAUCCACCCUGUUGCCGCGGGGGAAGCUACCCAGACG
Messenger RNA from Thamnophis elegans (Western terrestrial garter snake), 1384 nucleotides. It is a transcript of the gene FOXR1, whose product is annotated as forkhead box R1. Gene Ontology annotation, cellular component: nucleus. The record is from RefSeq and is a predicted model, not a curated record. The transcript is spliced from 6 exons. Gene Ontology annotation, biological process: regulation of DNA-templated transcription. The coding region runs from base 134 to 1006 and encodes 290 amino acids. Lineage: Eukaryota; Metazoa; Chordata; Lepidosauria; Squamata; Natricidae. Gene Ontology annotation, molecular function: sequence-specific double-stranded DNA binding; DNA-binding transcription factor activity.